Molecule: messenger RNA, 602 nt
Organism: Paramecium pentaurelia
Lineage: Eukaryota; Ciliophora; Oligohymenophorea; Peniculida; Parameciidae
Source: the annotation of a GenBank genome assembly
AUGAAUUUAGUUAAAAUAUACGAUAUUUCUUUUGAUUUCAAUUCUUUGUAUUUAAUAAUGGAAAGAUGUGAUGAAGAUUUAUCAUUUGAUUUUUAUAAGCUUAUAGAGGAAAAUAGUUGGUAUACAGAGGAAGAAGUAUAUGAUUUGAUACAAUAACUUAUAAAUGGAAUAAAAGAAAUGCAUUCAAAAAAAAUCAUCCAUCAAAAUAUAAAACCAGAGAAUAUUUUAAUUAAAUAUGAAAAUAAAGGAGAAAUCAAUGAGAGAAAAAUAUAUAAAGUAGUUUUGUGCUCAUAUUUUAGAUUACAGACUAUGAAAUUGGUAUUUUGAUUUCUAAACUUACUAAAAAAUAAGACCUGAUUAGAACAGGAUCUCCAAAUUAUACAGCACCUCAAGUAUUUGAAGAUGAUGUAAUAUAUUCUGAAUAAAGUGAUAUAUUUUCAUUCGGUGUUCUAUUUUAUUAAAUUUGCUAUUAAGCUAAAUUUCCUUAUGAUUGUAGUUCAAUGUAAAGUAGAUAUUAAAGUUUAUAAUAUCUAAAAAAUAAUCCUUUUAAAGCUCCAACUCUUAAUUAUAANCUUCUAUUCAUGUCUUCCUACUUUUAUUGA